Molecule: messenger RNA, 1403 nt
Organism: Amphibalanus amphitrite
Lineage: Eukaryota; Metazoa; Arthropoda; Thecostraca; Balanomorpha; Balanidae
Product: translation initiation factor IF-2-like
Exons: 4
Coding region: 19-927 (302 amino acids)
Source: RefSeq, a predicted model, not a curated record
GCCGCCGCGCAGACCGAGAUGCCGCUCUGCGAGCUCUAUCGGCUCUGGCGCGGCGAGACAGCAUGUCCGGCCGCCACUGCAGCUCCGCCGGCGGAUCCGGCCGCUGAGGUUCCUCCGCCUGCGGAUCCGGCCGCUGAGGUACCUCCGGCCUUCCCGGAUCCGGCCGCUGAGGUCCCUCCGGCCUUCCCGGAUCCGGCCGCUGAGGUCCCUCCGGCCCCGGUACCGGCCGCUGAGGUCCCUCUGGCCUCCCCAGUACCUCCUACCGCAGCACCAGCCAGCACUGAGACCGCGUCCUACGCCCAGGACGGGUGUGACGCCGGUCAGCCGGCCGGCCCGGGGGAGCCGCCGGCCGACGACAGGUUCAGCACGGCGCCGCAGUCGCCGGCCGGGCCGCCGCCGGCCGUGCCUCUGGAGGCGGCCGCCGCCCAGCCGGCCGGCCGGCCGUUCCGGACCCGCUGCGCAGUCCGCUGGGCGGCGCCCUCGUACCACGGGCCGCGCAGCGUCUGGUCCCUGCUGCGGGCCGCCUGCCUGCGGCCGGGCUGCCGGGUUCUGUACCGCGGCUCCGCGCUGCCGCGGCCCUCCCUGGGCGCCGACCUGGGCCUGGUGCUGGUGUGCGCCCGCUGCGGCGGCCAGCUGGCGGUGAGCGCCGAGCUGCCGCUGACGCUGCACCCCCUGGAGGGCGGCGGUGCGCCGCUGGAGGCGCUGGCCUCCUCUGAACGGCUGCUCGGCGUGCCGGUGGACCUCUCGGCGCUGCUGGCCGUCCACCGGAGCGUGGAGGACCUGAUAGAGAGGGCCGGCCGCGGCCUGGUCGGCGACCUGGUGCUGCUGCCGCUGCCAGAGGCGCCCCGGCGCUACAUGGUGGUGGAGGCGACGCUAACGGACCUCGCGGCGGACACAGACUGCUAUACGGACGGGAUGGCGGACUAGCAAGUGAGACGAUUUGCAAGUCAGGAGAGCCCAGAGUUCUGGAUUGUCAGUGAGUGUUUUGGUAUUGUUUAUUCAAGAGAGCUAGUCGUUGCUGGCCGUGGCCAUGCCUGGAGGUCAGUUCACGUGUAAGACGUUCGUGGAGUCGUAGUGAGUGGAGAGGUUUCGUUUUGUUUUGACAAAACUCUAGUCGAGUUGUUCUCUGAAGGGCUCUGUGAUCUGUCGCGGAUCCGAGUCUGCCCCGUCAGCACGGCGGCUAGUCGUGUACAAACCGCCGAGACGCCUUAUGGUACAAAGACAGAUCGUUGAUGGUGAUUAUUAUCCGAGAGUAACCGCUAAUGCAUGUCUUCAUACGGUGGCCCAUUCAGCGUUGCCCAAAGUGCCUGUUGUUGGCUGUGUCGCACUUUUUGUGUCCGGUGUUAUGAUGAGCUGUUUCUGCUCAGGGAAUACAACUUUGUAGGUACCUAUACUCUGAUAAA